ACCUACAAUUUUUGAUCUUAGCAUAGUGAAAGCCCCAGGACCAGAUGGGUUUUCGGCCCUUUUCUAUCAGUCUUCUUGGGAGGAAGUGAAGGAGGAGGUACGUGAAAUGGUGGAUAGUUUUUUUACUGAUAAUACUGACCUGGAUCUGAUUAAUUCUACAAAUAUUAUGCUCAUUCCAAAGAAUGAGAAGCCAGAAUCAAUCAAUCAUUUUCGACUCCUUGGGCUUUGUAACGUGGUCUAUAAAGUGAUUGCCAAGAUCUUGACUCGCAGAAUGAAACAUCUAAUGAGUAGGAGUAUUACCCAGCAGCAGCGUGCUUUUGUUGCAGGGAGACUAAUUCAGGAUAACGUCGUUGUUGCUCAGGAGGAUUUUCAUCAUUUGAAGCUUGAGAAGAAAGGGAAGAGAGUUGAAUUAGCCUUAAAGAUUGAUCUUAGCAAGGCAUAUGAUAGAGUUGAAUGGUGUUUCCUGAAACGUGUUAUGUAAUGCAUGGUUUUUUGCAGUGUUUGGGUGGACUGGAUUAUGAAGUGUAUCUCAUCUGUUAUGUUUAGUUUGCAAGUUUCUAGGAGGAAAAUUUCUAGUAGUAAGCCAGGCAGGGUUGUACGUCAGGGUGAUCCCUUGUUGCCAUGCUUAAUCAUUAUGGCUGUUGAUGUGCUCUUAUUGAUGAUACAGUAUCAUGUUGAUAGAGGGGAACUUGCUGGAAUUAAGUUGUCGCAAUCUGGUCCAGUCCUUUCACACUGCUUCUUUGCUGACGAUGUUGUGUUCUUCGUGCAAGCAGAGAAGAAUAAUUGUUUGGUUUUAAAGAAGAUCUUGGAGGUGUUUUGUGGGGCUUCAGGUCAACAAAUGAAUUUAGACAAAUCAUGCGUGUUCUUUUCAGCUAAUGCCAAACCAGAACUGCAAGAAGAAAUCUCGAAUGCAGUGGGCAUUUCUGCUUCUGCUAACCCAGGUAAAUACUUGGAGCUUCCUGUUUAUUGGAAAAGGUCUAAGGUGGCAGCAUUGAAUUUUGUGACCAGUAAAAUUGGGAUGAGGUUGCAAGGUUGGAAGCAGAAAUUGCUUACUUAUGCAGUUGGUUGGAAUGCAUGUUUUCUGCAGGUGAGUGGGCGGAAAGAUGAGGAGGAAGCCCUCAUUGCAGUGAUAUGUUGCGAAACAUGGAUGAGUAGGUGUGAUUUUGUUUUUAAGGGCAUACAAGUGAAUCUCAAGAAGGUUAUGGAUAAUUCUGUUAGAAUGGUGAAAGAAUUGUAUCGUGUAUGGAUUGUGCCUGAUCCAAACAAGGUGAGGAAUGUUCCAGAAAUUCAACGGAAUAAGUGUAUGGUUGCACCUGAGUUGGCUACUGUGAAGAUCAACAGUGAUGGUGCCUUUCAACCUUAGAAUAACUGUGCUGAAGGGGGGCUGUUUGUAGAGAUUAUAAAGGGACCUUUCUUGGAGGUUUUUGUGCAGCAGUCCGGGCUACUUCAAGGUAGAUGGCUAAGAUUUUGGCAGUAAAGGAAGCUAUUAUGGCAAUCAGAAGAUUUCAAAACUAUAAGGUUUGUAUUGAACUUGAUUGUGAAUUCUUGUUUAAAGCAUUGUUGAUGAAUUCUGUGGAGGGUUGUGAUUGGUGUUGUUUGACUGUCUUGGAAGAUUUGUUGCCGCUCAAAGAUUUUGCUGGCAGUGUGGACUUUGCUUUGGUUGCGAGGCAAGGUAAUUCUGUUGUGGACUUCCUUGCAGCCCGUGGUGCUAAGAUGAUGGAUCCGUGGCUUAGUUGCAGAUUCUUUGGCUGCCAAUGUGGAAGCUGUUUGAAAUUAUUUUUAUUUUAUUAUUUUAAGAACUAGUGUUUUGUAAAACAUAUUUUAAAAAUAUAAAAAAAAUAAUGAAAAUAGGUGUUUUUCAUAAAAAAAUAAUAAAAAUAGAUGUUUUUCAUUCUCCCUUAUUUUUCAGAAUAAUAAUCACAGAACAGAAAAUUAUUCUUAGAACAGGUUUUCAAACAGGCCCUAUAAUGUUUCUUCCUGUGAUUCUUGUGUUUCUGAUAGAACUGGGACUGGUUAAUUCUGGUUUGUUUGCUUUGUAUCUGUUUGUUUGUUGUUUUCUUGAUUUUUGUUUGUGAGAUGCGUGCUAGAUUGUAAUG
Prosopis cineraria is the source of this 2096-nucleotide messenger RNA. RefSeq lists its product as uncharacterized. NCBI's taxonomy places the organism in Eukaryota, Viridiplantae, Streptophyta, Magnoliopsida, Fabales, Fabaceae. The record is from RefSeq and is a predicted model, not a curated record. Bases 485 to 1363 code for a protein of 292 amino acids. The transcript is spliced from 2 exons.